GAUGAACACGAUACUCUCGCAGCCUCGCAGGACGCAGCUAACUCCUUUCCUGGGUCGGAUUCAAAUAUGGGAUGGGUUAAUGGGUAUAAUGGGUGGGUCGUCAUAAACCCCAAAUUCGGUUUAAGCUUUCGGGUUCUACUUCUAUUCCUUACUUGAAAUAUAAAAAUAUCAUUUUUUUCAUGAACAGUGAGUGAGACCCAGAAAAAUAGAUUAGUCAUCACAUUGAACGGCUGAAGAGUGGCUGCUUUCACUUUUCUUUUCGUCCAAAAUCAGUCCACUGUUCUACCGAAAUGUGUUUCUGUUGCCUCUCCGAAAUUCCUUGUCAAAACACGAUUCGAUGCCACGGCCUUCAUUGUUCAGUUCAUCAAGCUUUGAUCUUCUCUCAAACAGUUGCAGACAAAGGAAAUCAACAACAAAAACAAGACCUUUCACUUGAUGAACUAAAGGUAGAAUGGAAACGACCCCAUUUCUCCAAUACCCACUUACGAUCAUACUCUUUAGCUGUCGUUGGAGAUCCCAUUCUUGAGAUUGAUAAUGAUUAUCCGGUUGUAUUUCCCCCGGUCAACCAUGAAGGGCUUCAUGUCUCAUCUUCGUCACAUUCUGACAUUAACAACAAAGAUGGGUGUAAUUAUGUCGAGGGAAAUCAAGAAGGGUUUAAAAUUUCGUCUUUGCCGGUGUCUACAAAGGUAGUAGUUACCCAGCUUCUGAUGGUGAGUGAGUUUGCGAACUGGGGUUAUUUGUUUCAACUUUGGCGGGAUAAAUUAGCUCGUGUUGUGGUUUCAUUGGGUCGUUUUACCAUUUUAAGGAGACUGAAUUGGUCAUAUGGUUCAGCAACCACUGUGCUGUUGGUUGGGUUGUUUAGCGCGAUGGUGCAAUGGAGGAGAAAACGUUUACCGAAUAAGACAAAGAGCAGGGGUCAUUUGAUUCAUAUGAUCAAAGAGAGAGACGAGAAAAUUAAUCAACUCUUGAAUCAAAUUGCUCAAAUGAAUCAACUAUUGCUGUCUCUUCAUAAAGAUUCAUUGUCCAAAGGUGGUUGACCUAUGUUUUCUGGGUUCAAAGAAGCUCAGUAUCCAAUGGCUGAACAAUUUAUGUUCUCUCAUAGUUAGUAAAACUAGGUUUUCUGAUGUUAUGCAUUGGUUUUUAUUCCCUUAGAUUGAUUACCCAUGAAUUAUAUUUCUGUAAAUAGAAAUUCAAGAAUUCUCAUUUUUUUGACAAUUGAUCUCCUUUCAUUCUAUUUCUUUGCUUUGAUUAUGCACAUAUAUGAUAAGGAUGAUCCUUGCUUGGUAUGGUCUUGCACAAAGAAUGUCAAUAUUUGCUUCUU
Impatiens glandulifera is the source of this 1321-nucleotide messenger RNA. RefSeq lists its product as uncharacterized. The transcript is spliced from 2 exons. Lineage: Eukaryota; Viridiplantae; Streptophyta; Magnoliopsida; Ericales; Balsaminaceae. The record is from RefSeq and is a predicted model, not a curated record. Bases 291 to 1037 code for a protein of 248 amino acids.